Molecule: messenger RNA, 4173 nt
Organism: Bursaphelenchus okinawaensis
Lineage: Eukaryota; Metazoa; Nematoda; Chromadorea; Rhabditida; Aphelenchoididae
Source: the annotation of a GenBank genome assembly
AUGCUGGUGAACGUAAAGUUACAACGAGUAGACUACGCUCAAGUGGGUACGACCAGUCGAGGAUGUAUGAGGAUAAUUCACGCUGACAAAAGUGGUAGUAGCACUCCAAAGAAGAAGUCUGGUGGACAGUCAAAAUAUCGUGUAAGUAUUAUGUUAUAUUAUAUUUUCUUAUUUAUACGUGCUGUUAGGCUUAAAAUUGUGGUUAAUGAUAGAAGAUUAGGCUUGAGACACAGAGUUAGUUUUCGGCUUAGCUACACAUGUUUUAGGCUUAGAAAUACAGAAUUUUAGGCUUAGCAGCACACAUUUUAGGCUUAGCAGCACACAUUUUAGGUUUGGCAUCACACAUUGUAGGCUUAGCAGCACACAUUUUAGGCUUAGCAGCACACAUUUUAGGCUUAGAAAUACAGAAUUUUAGGCUUAACAGCACACAUUUUAGGCUUAGCAGCACACAUUUUAGGUUUGGCAUCACACAUUGUAGGCUUAGCAGCACACAUUUUAGGCUUAGUAGCACACAUUUUAGGCUUAGAAAUACAGAAUUUUAGGCUUAGCAGCACACAUUUUAGGCUUAGCAGCACACAUUUUAGGUUUAGCAUCACACGUUUUAGGCAUAGCAGCACAUAUUUUAGGCUUAGCAGCACACAUUUUAGGUUUAGCAUCACACGUUUUAGGCUGAGCAGCACAAAGUUAGGCUUAACAGCACAUAAUCUUAGGUUUAACAGCACUCAUUUUAGGCUUAGUAGCACACUUUUUAGGCUUAGCAGCAAAUACUUUAGGCUUAACUCUUUUAGGCUUAGCAGCACACAUCUUAGGCUUAGUAGAACAUAUUUUAGGCUUAGCAGCACGCAGUUUAGGCUUAGUUACAUAUAUUUUUGGCUUAGCACGACGCAUUUUAGGCGUAGUAACUCAUACUCUAUUUGGCUUAGCUACUUUCAGAUAGUGGUCGGAGCCAACAGUGGAGUACUACUGUCAUUGGAACGGAAAACAGAUGAAACCAAGGUAAGUACAUCAAGCCAACUUUUAUAUUACUGUACUUUAUACACAAUUACAGUACUUUUAGUCACAAACUUUUACAAUUUUGAUUUUAGAUAAUAUUCAAGACCAAUCCAGGCCCACCCAUCACAUUUGUUAGACUAGGCGGUGCUUUACAGACAAUUCAGGACAAGAUCUUUGCUGCUUCUGGUGAAACGGUCCGGGGGUAUUCGAAGAAAGGCAAGCAAUUCUUGUCGUUUGAAAGCAACAUGGCCGAAAUGAUCUCAGCAAUGUGGGUUUAAAAUUUUGAAAUUUAAUUUUUUUUUUAUUUUAAAUUUAAAAAAUUUUUAAAUUUAAAAAUUUUUUUAAUAUUAGGUGCCGACAUAAAGAACCCGCCAUACUUUUCUUGUAAUUUCUUGUAAAAAAUGGCGGGUUCUUUAUGUCGGCACCUAAUAAGUAAAGCCAAAUAUUGUUAUAGGUAUGUCUAUGGCGUUGACUUGUUUCUGGCGGGAAGAAAUACAGUAUAUCAGUACCAUGAUUGUGUUGAAAAAGCUGUAAGUUAUAAAUUAUGUACUAUAGUAAACAUAAACUUGACAAAAUUUUGUAAUUUAUUUGUUUUGUAAAGAAAGUUUUUGCCAUUUUUUGUUCUGUAAAGAAAGUUUUCGCUAUUUUUUGUUUUGUAAAGAAAGUUUUUGCCAUUUUUUUGCCUUGUAAAGAAAGUUCUUGCCAUUUUAGUCAAAAAAAUAAUUUUUCUAGAAUUUCAUGUGCACGGACAAGAUAACUGACAUAAUAUGUUUAUCGACCAUUGGAGGCGGAUGGGUGGGUCGAGGAGUAACACCACUCGUCGCUUGCGAAGACAAAACUAUCAAGGUAUGUACCCUACCCUACCCUACCCUACCCUACCGUACCCUACCCUACCCUACCCUACCCUACCCUACCCUACCCUACCCUACCCUACCCUACCCUACCCUACUCUACCCUACCCUACCCUACUCAUACUAUUCUACCGUACCCAAUACUACAGUAUCUCUCAGGUCCUCCAAAACCUCCAGCUACAGUACGAAGUAAUCCUCGGCGACAUACCAUCAACGAUGCACCUAUUCAUGAAUGAUGGUGGGUUCACGAAGCAAAAAGUACUAUAUGGUACUAGAAAUGGUCGUCUAGGACUGCUGGACCUGGGAGAAAAGAGUGGUGGUAUAUUAUGGGAAAUGGCAACCUCUUCUGCUGCUGCUAUCACUGCUAUAUACUGUCAUAAACUGACUGAGAACACCUAUCCGGACAUUGUUAUCGGGAAAGAUGAUGGUGUUAUUGACAUCUACACGGUCAAUGAAAACGAUUUUGCUAGCUAUCAACAAAGUUAUGUAGGUUUUUUAGGCUUAAAGUUUGUUUUUCAGCUUAAUAUUGAUUGCUUAAGCCUAAAAUUGAUUUUUUUAACUUAAAAUUUAAUUUAUAAGCCUAAAGUUGAUUUUUAAGCCUAAAAUGGAGUUCUAAGCCUAAAAUUGAUUUUUUAAGCUUAAAAUUGAGUUCUUAAGCCUAAAAUUUAUUUUUAAUUUUAAAAUCUAUUUUUUAAGCCUAAAAUUGGUCUUUAAGCCUAAAAUUGAUUUUUUAAGCCUAAAGUUGAUUUUUAAUUCUGAAAUUGAUUUUUUAAGCUUAAAGUUGAUUUUUUAAGCCUAAAUUUGAUUUUAUAAGCUUAAAAUUGAUUUUUUAAGCUUAAAAUUGAGUUUUUAAGCCUAAAAUUGAUUUUAAGCCUAAAAUUGGUUUUUAAGCCUAAAAUUGAGUUUUUCAGCCCAAAACCGAUUUUUUAAGCUUAAACUUGAUUUUUGGACCUAAAAUAGAUUUUUAAGCCUAGUAAACGUAUAAAAAAUAUUUUCAGAAUUGUAACGAGUCAAUCACAAGCCUAGAAUGCAUACAUGUUGAUGAAGGUAACUACGAUGAAAUUAUCGUUAGUACGUAUACUGGCUGGGUGUUCGGUUUGAGUACUGAACAUUAUAAUGCAAAAACCUCUAAAGAUAAGAAGAUUAGUACUGAUAACACACCCUCUCUACAAGUUAAGGUCCAGAAAAUGCAGUAAGUUGUUGAAAUAGCAAGAAAUUCCUUUACAAAACUUAAAAUUGCAAGAACUUUUUUUACAAGACAUAAAGUGGCAAGAACUUUAUUUACAAAACAAAAAAUUGCAAGAACUUUCUUUACAAAGCUCAAAGUUGCAAGAACUUUCUUUACAAAACACGAAAUGAAAGAACUUUCUUUACAAACUUUUUUCAGAAGUGAACUGGACCAGUUAGAGCUAAAAGUAAAGGAAGAAAGAGAAAAGUACCAUGAUAUGAUAAUGAAAGGUGCUGAAGACAAUAAGGAAGGACCAUUUGUAGACACAACUCCACCAUUUCACGUUAAUGACCGCUUUACAUUGAACAAGUAUCUGGCUUGUUAUACAUUGACAUUGGAGUUGGCUGUUCCUAUUGAAUAUGUCUUUUUACAUGUAAGGGAAUGAUUUAUGUUGUUGUAGGUUUAAAUUUGGUUUCAUGUUUUUUGGCUUUGGGUUUUAGUUGUGUAACUGAAGUUUGGAUAUAAGCCUAGAAUUUAUUUUUUAAGCCUUAAAGUGAUUUUUAAGUCUUAAAGUGAUUUUUAAGCCUAAAGUUGAUUUUUUAAGCCUAAUGUUGAUUUAUAAGCCUAAAAUUGAUUUUUAAGCUUAAACUUGAUUUUUUAAGCCUAAACUUGAUUUAUAUGCUUAAAAUUGAUUUUUAAGCUUAAAGUUGAUUUUUUUAAGCCUAAAAUUGAUUUUUAAGCCUAAAAUUGAUUUUUAAGCCUAAAGUUGAUUUAUAAGCGUAAGUUUGACUUAUUUACGCCUAAUGAUUGACAAUUUUUUUUGUUUAAAUGACCUUUUGUUUGUUACAGAGCGAUGUAGAUGUUGAACUAAUGGACGUGGAGAAGAACUCUGCUGUCAUUUCAGUCACUGAAAAGGAUCCAGCUGUAAGCCUAACUUUAACAAAAAAUUUUUUUUAGUUUUGCCAUAAAACAUGUCAUAAUAUUUUAUGCCGACAACUUUAGAAAGGAAACCAACUUCUAGCGGUAUACAGAUGCCAAGCCGACAUUACCAGGAUGGAAAUGCGAAUACGAAGCAUUGAAGGACAGUGUGGAACGUUGAAAACCUACAUCGUGCCGAGACUUCAAAUCAAAACUUGUCAGGUAAAUUGGUUUUUGAAUUAA